Messenger RNA from Populus trichocarpa (black cottonwood), 4399 nucleotides. RefSeq names its product disease resistance protein RPV1. Bases 1 to 4173 code for a protein of 1390 amino acids. Gene Ontology annotation, biological process: signal transduction; defense response. The record is from RefSeq and is a predicted model, not a curated record. Gene Ontology annotation, molecular function: protein binding; ADP binding. The transcript is spliced from 9 exons. Lineage: Eukaryota; Viridiplantae; Streptophyta; Magnoliopsida; Malpighiales; Salicaceae.
AUGGCAAUGUUUUUCUUGUUUCUCUCUAUCUUUUUGUUUGUUUAUAUCUGGAGAUUCAUCAUACGAAGCCGUCAUAUUUCUCCAUCCCCAUCUACUCCUUCCACCUUAACCACCGCCCAACCACAAGUAAUUAAAUAUGAUGUCUUCCUUAGUUUCAGGGGAGAAGACACUCGUUUUGAUUUUACCAGCCACCUCUAUGCUGCUUUGAAACGGAAACAAAUCCUAACUUUCAUAGAUUAUCAGCUUGUGAGAGGAGAUGAGAUUUCGGCAUCACUUCUGAGAACAGUUGAAGAGGCCAAGCUUUCUGUGAUUGUUUUUUCUGAAAACUAUGCAUCUUCCAAAUGGUGCUUGGAGGAGCUUGCAAAGAUUUUUGAACGUAGAAAAAAUAAUGGACAGAUAGUUAUUCCGGUAUUCUACCAGGUGGAUCCAUCCCAUGUAAGAAAUCAAACAGGAAGCUUUGGGGAUGCAUUGGCUAGAUUGAUAAAGGAGAAAGCUUUGACGAUGGACACAGAGCAGAGCUUCGGAGACGCUUUGACGGAUGCAGCCAAUCUAUCUGGAUGGCGCUUAGGGAAUUCUGAGCUGGAGGCUGAAUUUAUUGAGAAAAUCGUUGGAGAUGUUUUGGAAAAAUUGCAUGCCAUGUCUUCAAGUCACACUAUGGCGGGUCUAUUUGGAAUUGGUGUUCGUGUUAGCGAAGUUGAGUCUUUGUUAAAUAUGGAAUCUCCAGAUGUUCUCAUUGUAGGCAUAUGGGGAAUGGGUGGUAUCGGUAAGACAACGAUUGCUAAAGCUGUGUACGACAACGUUCGUUCUCGAUUUCAAGGAAUCUUUUUUGCAAACUUUAGGCAACAAUCUGAUUUGCAAAGAAGCUUUCUUUCACAGCUGCUUGGCCAAGAAAUUCUGAACAGGGGCCUCUUGAGUUUUCAAGAUAUUUUUGUGAGGAAUAGACUUUGUCGCAAAAAGGUUUUUAUUGUUAUGGAUGAUGUGGAUAAUUCAAUGGCUUUGGAAGAAUGGAGAGAUUUGCUUGAUGGACGAAACAGUUCAUUUGGCCCGGGCAGUAAAGUUCUCAUAACAAGUAGGGACAAGCAAGUGCUUAAUAAUGUAGUUGAUGAGACAUACGAGGUUGAGGGGUUGAACUAUGAAGAAGCUAUUCAACUCUUUAGCUUGAAAGCCUUGAAGAAUUGCUUCCCCACAAUUGAUCAAAGAGACUUGAUAAAACAGAUUGCAAGGCAUGUACAAGGCAAUCCGUUGGCCCUUAAAGUUUUGGGUUCCUCUUUCUAUGGUAAAAGCAUAGAAGAAUGGCGCAGUGCAUUGAAUAAACUAGCUCAGGACCCCCAAAUCGAAAAGGCGUUGAGAAUUAGUUAUGAUGGGUUGGAUUCAGAACAGAAAUCCAUAUUUCUUGACAUAGCACAUUUCUUGAGAAGAUGGAAGAAAAACCAAGCAAUAAGAAUAUUAGAUUGCUUUUAUGGUCGGUCUGUGACGUUCGAUAUAAGCACGCUCAUUGAUAAGUGUCUCAUAACUACUGAUAACAGUGUUGAUGGCUAUGAAAGGCUAGAAAUGCAUGAUUUACUACGAGAAAUGGCAUUUAACAUUGUUCGUGCGGAAUACAAGUUUCCUGGCAAACGUAGCAGGUUGUGUCAUCCUCCUGAUGUCGUUCAAGUAUUGGAGGAAAAUAAGGGAACUGAAGAAAUUGAAGGCAUAUCUUUGGACAUGUCCAAGUUAUCAAGACAGAUACACUUGAAAUCUGAUGCCUUUGAAAUGAUGGAUGGUCUUCGAUUUCUCAAUUUCUAUGGUCGUCCUUACUCCCAAGAUGAUAAAAUGCACCUUCCUCCUACUGGCCUCGAAUAUCUUCCUAAUAAGCUGAGAUAUUUGAGAUGGGAUGGAUUCCCUUCGAAAUCCUUGCCGCUAGCUUUUCGUGCUGAACACCUUGUCGAGCUUCACCUACGCGAAAGCAAGCUUGUAAAACUUUGGACAGGAGUAAAGGAUGUUGGAAAUUUAAGAACAAUCGACCUAUCUAAAUCUUCAUAUUUGACGGAAUUGCCAGAUCUAUCAAUGGCCAAAAAUUUAGUGUCCUUAAGACUUAAGGACUGUCCAAGUUUAACCGAGGUUCCGUCAUCUCUUCAAUAUCUUGACAAGCUGGAAUAUAUUAAUCUCCGUUGUUGCUAUAAUCUUAGAAGUUUUCCAAUGCUUUAUUCAAAGGUUCUCAGAAAACUUUCUAUAUAUCAGUGCCUAGAUUUGACCACGUGUCCAACGAUUUCACAAAAUAUGAAAAGCUUACGUUUGUGGGGAACUUCAAUCAAGGAAGUUCCACAAUCAAUUACUGGCAAGUUGAAAGUCCUUGAUCUAUGGGGUUGCUCAAAGAUGACCAAGUUUCCAGAGGUUUCAGGGGAUAUAGAAGAAUUAUGGCUAAGCGAAACUGCUAUUCAAGAGGUGCCCUCAUCAAUCCAGUUUCUCACAAGACUCCGCGAAUUGGAAAUGAAUGGUUGCUCAAAACUUGAGAGCCUCCCAGAAAUCACAGUGCCUAUGGAAUCUUUGGAGUAUCUUGGCUUGAGUGAAACAGGCAUUAAAGAGCUACCCUCAUCAAUCCAGUCUCUCACAAGACUCCGUGAUUUGGAUAUGAGUGGUUGCUCAAAACUUGAAAGCCUGCCAGAAAUCACAGUGCCUAUGGAAUCUUUGGUGGAGCUUAACUUGAGUAAAACGGGCAUUAAAGAGCUACCUUCGAUAUCAUUUAAGCAUAUGACAUCUUUGAAGAUUCUAAAAUUAGAUGGAACGCCACUUAAAGAGCUACCGUCAUCAAUCCAGUUUCUCACAAGACUCCAAUCGUUGGAUAUGAGUGGUUGCUCAAAACUUGAGAGCUUCCCACAAAUCACAGUGCCUAUGGAAUCUUUGGUGGAGCUUAACUUGAGUAAAACGGGCAUUAAAGAGAUACCUUCGAUAUCAUUUAAGCAUAUGACAUCUUUGAAGAUUCUAAAAUUAGAUGGAACGCCACUUAAAGAGCUACCCUCAUCAAUCCAGUUUCUCACAAGACUCGAAAUGUUGGAUAUGAGUGGUUGCUCAAAACUUGAGAGCUUCCCAGAAAUCACAGUGCCUAUGGAAUCUUUGAGGUAUCUUUUCUUGAGUAAAACAGGCAUUAAAGAGAUACCUUCGAUAUCAUUUAAGCAUAUGACAUCUUUGAAUACACUAAAUUUAGAUGGAACGCCACUUAAAGAGCUACCCUCAUCAAUUCAGUUUCUCACAAGACUCUACGAGUUGAAUUUGAGUGGUUGCUCAAAACUUGAGAGCUUCCCAGAAAUCACAGUGCCUAUGAAAUCUUUGGAGGUUCUUAACUUGAGUAAGACCGGCAUUAAAGAGAUACCCUCAUCAUUAAUUAAGCAUCUGAUAUCUUUGAGGUGUCUAAAUUUAGAUGGAACGCCUAUUAAAGCGUUACCUGAGCUUCCCUCUUUGCUGAGGAAGCUAACAACACGUGACUGUGCAUCACUAGAAACCACGAUAUCAAUCAUAAAUUUCAGCAGCUUAUGGUUUGGAUUGGAUUUUACAAAUUGCUUCAAAUUGGAUCAGAAACCGCUGGUAGCAGUAAUGCAUUUGAAAAUUCAGUCCGGAGAGGAGAUCCCAGAUGGCAGUAUUCAAAUGGUUCUACCGGGGAGUGAAAUUCCAGAAUGGUUCGGUGACAAAGGAGUUGGAUCUUCACUCACCAUACAGUUGCCCUCAAAUUGUCAUCAGCUCAAGGGAAUUGCUUUCUGCCUUGUCUUUCUACUCCCUCUUCCCUCCCAGGACAUGCUUUAUGAAUUCGAUGAUCAUCCUGAAGUUCGCGUAUAUUUUGAUUGCCAUGUUAAGAGUAAAAAGGGUGAGCAUGAUGGUGAUGAUGAAGAAGUCUUCGUUUCCAAGAAAAGCUAUAGUAUAUUCAAUUUCUUGAAGACAUGUGACUCAGAUCACAUGUUUCUACACUAUGAGCUCGAAUUAGUAAAUCAUUUCCGUAAAUAUUCUGGCAAUGAAGUUACAUGUAAAUUCUACCAUGAAGUGGACAACGGGAGUACGAAAGUAGGUCAUGAGAUUCGAAAGCCUUGCGAGUUGAAAAGCUGUGGUGUAUAUCUGCACUUUGAUGAAAAUCUACAGGCCGGCACUUUGUUAAGGAUCUUCCUUAACAAACAAAAGUUUAGAAGAAAAUUGAGGGAGAAAUAGAAGAAAUUGAAAAGGAGAGAGAGAGAGAGAGAGAGUUCUGCAAUUACUGCAAAUUGUUCGUCAAGUAGUUUUCAAGAUACCUAUACUAGCUGCUUCUUCUGGUACUACUAACUUGCUGCUGUUGUAAUUCUUCUCUAUGACUAACUAACUUUGACCUUACCCUGCAAUUUGUAAUACACUUAUGAUGAGGAUUUGAAGCAAGUAGUUCUGAGAAGGAUUCAAUUUA